UACUCGUGAAUUGUUUGAAUAAGUUAUGCACAACAUUCAAGAUUAAUAAGCAGCUAGAGUCAACUUGAUAUUACGCCUGAUAAUUUCCGUAAACGGUAACUAUCCACAAAAAAUUGCGCGAUCUACAUGAGAUCAAGUUUUACUCAAGACUACUCAUAACUUUUAUAACUCUUAGAAUCUGCACCUUGAAGAUCUGAAGCAUUGGAACAUAGAUAUAUAGGGAUGAGUGCAUCCGGCAGUGAUUCCGGUGGGGAAGAAUUUUAUGGGUUGACGCAAGACAUGUUUUUACUGGCGGGCAACCCCAAUCCCGUGGGGCUGCCCUACCUCAGGCAGGUCCUGUCCUCGGGACAGGACGCGGAAGACAGACUUUCUCUGCUGGGGUCCAUCGAAAUGUCGGGGGGCUACUCCGACGAGGGGUCAGAAAGCGAGCUACUGCCUUCAGCAGCGCCGGGGUACGGAGCCACCUCCCCGGCGCGGCCCGGGGUGACGCUCGUGUGGCGCGAGUUGUGUGCUACGCUCACGCACAAACAGUCGUUCUAUAAGCGACACUUCACCUCCGAAAGGCCUAGGAUAACUAAAGUCCUCAAUAAUGUUUCUGGAGCAGUGGUGGGUGGAAGUCUGCUGGCUCUUAUGGGAUCAAGCGGAGCGGGCAAAACCACGCUUAUGAACGCGCUUGCGCACCGCACGAGCCGCAGCCUCCACUUGUGCGGCCAGAUCCUCUUGAACGGCAGACCGGCCGGCGCUAGCAUGGCCAGGCUCGCGGGCUACGUUCACCAGCAUGACCUGUUCGUGGGUUCACUCACCGUCAAGGAACAUCUCAUGUUCAUGGCAAGGUUGCGGAUGGACAAAUCGUCGACCAGAGCGGACAGAGUUGGCCGAGUGACAGAGCUCAUGAGGGAGCUGGGGCUCUACAAGUGCCGGCAUACCAGGAUCGGGGUCCCCAAUGAAGACAAAUCCCUGUCAGGAGGAGAGAGGAAGCGUCUGGCUUUCGCAACCGAGAUCAUGACAGACCCUCCGCUCCUGUUUUGCGACGAACCGACUACGGGCUUGGACGCCUACAACGCGCGUAAGCUGGUGCGCAUGAUGAGGGAGAUGGCGGCGAGGGGCAAGGCUAUAGUAUGCACUAUACACCAGCCCUCGUCAGACGUGUUCGCCAUGUUCGACCGCGUCCUGCUGCUCGCUGAGGGGAGACUUGCCUAUUGCGGCACCACUGCAGGGGCCCUCACUUUCCUUGACGGUUUGGGCCACAAGUGUCCAGCUACUUUCAACCCAGCCGACUUCUUCAUCCACACGCUCGCGAUGCUACCGAACCACGAGAACAGCUCCAGAGCUCAGAUACGAAGGAUUGCUGACAACUUCGCCGUGUCGGAACAUGCCAAAGAAAUCGAACGAAUCAUUUCGGAACAAGAAAGCCUUCAAUUCUCUCAGCAAGGAACUGAGGAAACUGAUGAGGUCCUUGACGGUAUUCCCCAGAAGCCAGGGUGGGGAGUGCAGUUAAUGCUAUUGACGUGGCGAGCCUUCGUGGACUCCUACAGGAAUCCCGCAAUCCACACUCUCAGGAUCCUGCAGAAACUUCUCAUAGCUAUCGUCAUCGGAGUGUGUUAUUCCAACAUCCGGUUGGACCAGGCUGGGAUUCAGAACGUUCAGGGUGUUCUCUUCACCUUCAUCACAGAGAACACUUUUCCUUCCCUCUACGGAGUUCUCAACAUCUUCCCACAGGAGCUGCCGCUGUUCCUCAGGGAGCACAAGAACGGUAUAUAUCGCUGCGACGUGUACUACGUCGCCAAGAUGAUCUCGCUGAUCCCAGGUUUCAUCGUCGACCCCGUAGUGUUCUGCUCCGUCUGCUACUGGAUGGUAGGCCUUCGUAGGCCAGCCUACAGCUUCCUCAUGACGGUCCUCACCAUAAUCUUCACUGCAAAUGUCGCCUCAGCCUGCGGAGCGAUGUUCUCUGCGAUGUUCGAGAGCAUCCCGUGCAUUAUGCUGGUGCUCAUCCCGUUUGAUGUUGUGCUCCUAAUAUCGGGAGGACUUUUCAUCAAUCUGAGGACAAUGUCUCCAUACAUCAGUUGGGUGAAGUACCUCUCCUGGUUCAUGUACAGCAACGAAGCACUGACAGUGACGCAGUGGAACGGUGUCACCAACAUCACAUGUGACGCGUCCGCAAAUUUAACGUGUAUCCACACGGGAGAGGAAGUGAUAUCGACGAACGCCUUCUCGUCAUCACACGUGCCUCUGGACUUCGCAUUCCUGGCAGUUUUGUAUUGCGCCUUCCACGUGUUGGGUUUUCUUGGUCUCUACAACAGGACGAGAAAGUCCUAACGCGUUUCACUGAAGCUGCGAUUGCAAUGAAAGGAUCCGAGGUAGGAGCAAGCAUUCCUAUGCCCGAGGACAGAAACGUUGUAGCGUGUUUAAUGCAAGUUGUGGAAACAAUGCAGGAAAGAAAUCGUUUUUCGGGAUAGAUGCUGAAAAGUAAUGAAAUGAUGAAAUAAAGAAUAAUGUGAUUCACUGCCUUAUGCUAGAAAAGAUAAGACUAAAAAUUGUACUCUUGUGUGUGGCUGAAAUGUCGUUUUCCGUCGUGACAAACGAAUACUUUUGAGUGAGGAAGGUUAAUACUGUUGCCGCCUUCAGAUUUUGGGUGAAUUUGUGUUUUAUCCAAUUUUAAAUAUGAAUAAUAUAAGCAAUUGAGCUAAGCGUCGUAAAAUCUUAGUUUAUUAAUGUGUGUUCAAGUUUUUCUAUGUUGUCUAACUUCUACAGUCUAAGCGACUUCGAGAUUAAACUUUGGCAUCUGAAGUAUUUUUUCCGGCAGACGGUAUAAUGAAUUCUCGAUUGUUUUGAGUUUUCUUCAUAAUAUUUCACUGGCUACGUGGACUGCAUUUCAACGUUGUAUUGCUUUAAGCUUUCAUAUGACGUCAGUUUCUUGUUGUAUCUGACUAUGAGUUCCAUCUGGCAGCUCAGGUAGAACAGUGAGCUGAAGAGUAAUAAAAGUACACUGCCUUGAAACGAAACGUAUCUAAACAUAUUUCUAUUCUCCUUUACAUGCUUGAAGUUUGUCAAUGUCUGAGUUUUUGUUGACCAAGAAACUUUACCCUUAAA
Molecule: messenger RNA, 3090 nt
Organism: Hyalella azteca
Lineage: Eukaryota; Metazoa; Arthropoda; Malacostraca; Amphipoda; Hyalellidae
Gene: st
Product: protein scarlet
Exons: 16
Coding region: 223-2316 (697 amino acids)
Cellular component (GO): plasma membrane
Molecular function (GO): ABC-type transporter activity; ATP binding; ATP hydrolysis activity
Source: RefSeq, a predicted model, not a curated record